CCUUGUCCGUGGAUUCUGAGGUGGGGGUUAUAAUCUCAACCAUGGAUGAGGAUUCAGCGGAGGGGGAAGAUGAAGAGGAGGAAGAGCUUGCAGAGAGCACACAGCACUCCAUUCUCCCCAACAGCCAGGAGCUUUUUGUGACCCAGACGGAAUUACCCUCCCAAACCACUAACCUAGACAGUGAAGCCAUGGAAGCGACCUCUGCUGCACAUUUUUCAAGCCUCCCUACUCCAUCCCGAAGGCUAGCUCAGAUAAGGCGGAGGAAGAAGAGGACAAGAGAUGAAAUGUUCUCAGAAAUCAUGGAAGUAACCCGCAAUGAAAGAGCUCAUCUGAGGGAGUGGAAGGACGUGGUAGCAAAGUACAGGAAAGAUGCCAGUGAACGUGAGGACAGUAGGGACGCUCGAGAUGAGAGGUGUAGGCAGGAAGAUCAGCGGUGGCGGGAUGCAACGCUGGAGCUGCUGCGUGAUCAAACUGAUAUCCUCCGAUGUCUGGUGGAUCUUCAGGAGGAGCAGCGGGGUCACAGAGUGCCGCUGCAGCCCAUGUUUAACCACCCUCAGUACUCACCAUGUUCCAUGUCUUCCUCACCCAGACGUGUAAGAACGCGUGGGGGAAGGCUUUGUGCACCAGCCCACUCCACCCCCGUGGACAGUCCAACCAAAAGGCUGUCAUUACAUUGAAAUGUGCUUAAUGGCCUUUUCCUUCCCUCCUAUCCUCCUCCCAAACCACUCCCGGGAUACCUUGUUAUUUCUCUUCCUCUUUUUAUAAUUACAUGCUUUUUAAACGAAGGGGGAGGGUGGGUUGCUUACAGGGAAUGACUUUUAAUAAAGAAUACAUGCUUUUUAAACAAUAGUAACUUUAUUUCCAUAAGCAAGCUGCAAUCGAAGGGGGAGGGUGGGUUGCUUACAGGAGGAGUCAAUAAAGGGGGGGAGGUUCAUGAAGGGAAAACAAACACAGCAGUCACACCGUACCCUGGCCCGUGAUGAAACUCGUUUUCAAGGCUUCUCUGAUGCGCACCGCUUCCUGGUGAGCUCUUCUAAUCACCCUGGUGUCUGGCUGCACGUAAUCAGCGGCCAGGUGAUUUGCCUCAGCCUCCCACCCCGCCAUAAAGGUCUCCCCGUUACUUUCACAGAGAUUGUGGAGCACACAGCAAGCAGCAAUAACAAAGGGGACAUUGGUUUGGCUGAGGUCUGAGCGAGUCAGUAAUGUGCGCCAGUGCGCCUUUAAACAGCCAAAUGCACAUUCUACCACCAUUCUGCACGUGCUCAGCCUGUAGUCGAACAACUCCUGACUACUGUCCAGGCUGCCUGUGCAUGGCUUCAUGAGCCAUGGUAUCAAAUGUUUGGCUGGGUCCCCCAGGAUAACUACAGGCAUUUCAACAUCUCCAACUGUUAUUUUCUGGUCUGGAAAGUAAUUUCCUUGCUGCAGCCGUUUAAACAGAGUAGUGUUCCUGAAGAUGUGAGCGUCAUGAACUCUUCCUGGCCAUCCCACGUGGAUGUUGGUGAAACGUCCCUUGUGAUCCACCAGUACUUGCAGCACCAUUGAAAAGUACCCCUUGCAGUUUACUUACUGGGUGCUCUGGUGCCAAGAUAGGGAUAUGGGUUCCAUCUAU
Gopherus flavomarginatus (Mexican gopher tortoise) is the source of this 1609-nucleotide messenger RNA. RefSeq lists its product as uncharacterized. Bases 42 to 677 code for a protein of 211 amino acids. The transcript is spliced from 3 exons. NCBI's taxonomy places the organism in Eukaryota, Metazoa, Chordata, Testudines, Testudinidae. The record is from RefSeq and is a predicted model, not a curated record.